GUCUGGAGAGUGGGAGGAGGGAGAAUACCAAAGAAAGGACAGAAUGAGACCGGAGGGGCUGAAAGGGUGAAAGGACCCAUCUGAAAAAGAGAGGGACAGAGAGGGGAGACAGAGGGAGGAACAGCAACCGAGAACUGAGAGGAACAGAGAGAAAGGGGAGGGAACAGAGAGGGUUACCUCAUCUAGAGCUGCUAGUGCACACGGUGCAGGGGAGAAGUUGUGGGAAAGUAAACAGCACAGGAGAAUUCCAGUCUGCUUUCAGCCACUUGCAGCCCUCACAGGAGACUUUAAAGAUGAGUGUGCUGGACCCGGCAAUGUGGUAAAAACAGAGUAUAUGGGAGAACACUAGGAUUAAAGGUUCAACAGGGAGUGCCUGAAGCUUCUCGGAGGACACACUACUGAGGACAAGGAGGGAUUAUGUCCACUGUGAUGUCUCAGCAACCACCAAAGGAGGAUGAAGAAGAGGAAGAUGAGGAGCAAGGGGAAGAGUUUUCAUUUGAGGACAGUACAGAUGAAGAGAAACUUCAGGAGGACAGUAAAGGGAUCAGCUCUCAUUCUGACAAAUCUGUACAGUUAACAAAAAAUGAGAGCAGCGAGACCUCAGUCAGUGUGUCACAAACAGGCACAGACAGCACACAACUCCUUGGAACUUCACCUCCUGCUGGACAGGAAGGCAUUUCGACCAAGGAAGUGGCUUCAGUUUCCACAGCAGAUAUGCCAGUUAAUGAGCCACCCAGCUGGGCCUCAGCAGCAGCAGCAGCAGCAACAGCCGAGCCCAGUACCUCAGCUCCUUGUGUGGGAGAGAAGCUCCAGGGGCUUCCUGUAGUGCCGGCAGCUGCUUAUUCAGGAGACCACAGCAAAGAAAUCGUCAAGGAAAGCUUUGGCUCCGGGGACGUCUAUGAAGCUGUACGCGUGGCUGAAGCUGAGCCACAGGCAGCGGCGGCUUCAGAGGUGAUCUAUGAUGACGUUCCAAGUGAAGAACCCCUCUCUCCUGAUGAAGCAGAUAUGAUAUAUGAAGAUGUGCAGAAAGACAGUGGUCCCCUCAAUGCAGACAACGGAUGGAGCUCCAGUGAGUUCGAAAGCUAUGACGAGCACUCUGAUAAUGAAACCAAACUGCCGACACGGAGCAAGCUCUCUCCUGAAGUGCGCCGGCUGAGGGAGCGGUGUGCCAAGACCAAACGUGAACUGGCCAUGAGGUUGUCUGGCAAGCACAACUAUGAUGUCAAGGUUCAGCAGUUCAUGAAGGCGGCGAGAAGCGGAACAAAGGAUGGGCUUGAAAAAACCAAAAUAGCUGUCAUGCGAAAAGUCUCCUUCCUGCAGAGAAAAGAUCACUUGGAAGAGGAGGAUGAUGCAGGAUACCUGGAUGUGGCUGUGUCAGAAGAUAAGCAUCCUCCCCCACAGCUGAGCCCCAUGCCAGAGGGCCUGACCAGCCACCAGGUUGUCAGACGCCAUAUCCUUGGCUCCAUCAUUCAGAGCGAACGGAGCUACCUGGAGUCUCUCAGGAGAAUCUUGCAGGAAUACCACAGACCAUUGAUGGAAUCUGAUCCACGCAUCCUCAGUCCAAGGAAGAUCCGGCCUAUAUUUUACCGAAUCAGGGAGAUCACACAGUGCCACUCCAUGUUCCAGAUUGCACUGUCGUCACGUGUGGCUGAAUGGGACAGCAGCGAGAAAAUUGGAGACUUAUUUGUUGCCUCGUUUUCCAAGUCCAUGGUGCUGGAUGUUUACAGUGAUUACGUGAACAACUUCACUAAUGCCAUGGCUCUCAUUAAAAAGGCAUGCAUGUCCAAACCAGCCUUUCUUGAAUUCUUAAAGAAAAAGCAGGCGUCUAGUGUUGACCGCAUCACUCUGUACGGCCUGAUGGUUAAGCCCAUUCAGCGGUUCCCUCAGUUCAUAUUGCUCCUGCAGGACAUGCUUAAGAACACACCUAAGGGCCAUGUGGAUCGUCUACCCCUGCAGCUUGCUCUGACAGAGCUGGAGAUGCUGGCUGAGAAGCUGAAUGAACAGAAACGAGUCGCUGACCAGAUUGCAGAGACUCAACAACUAGCCCGCAGCGUCAGUGAUCGCCUGCUCAGUAAGCAACUGAACUCGGAGCAGGGGUCACUGGUCCUUUGUGAGACGCUUAUUGAGACUGUGUAUGGAGAACGGGGACAAGUCCUGAAGUCAAAGGAGAGAAAGGUCUUCCUCUUUGAUGAUGUACUCAUCUGUGCCAACAUAAAUGUCAAGGGGCCUCCAGAUAUCAGCAGCCUGGUCCCUGUUGGCCCCAAGUACACCAUGAAGUGGAGCGCCCCUAUACAGCAGGUGCAAGUUGUAGAGGUGGGGCAGGAGGGCUCUCAAAGCAAAGACACCUUCUUCCAACAGAGCGGGGCCAAAUGGCCAAGUGGUGCCUGCACUUCAGGUAAAGCGUUCCUGGGGCCUCCGCGGCUCUACCAGGAGCUGCAGGAACUGCAACACGACCUUUCUGUUGUGGAGGAGGUCACUCUUCUUGUGGGCACACUGCAGGGGAUGUACCAGAAUCUGAACACCACUGUGGCCCAGGACUGGUGUCUGGCUCUGCAGAGGCUUAUUCGCAUCAAAGAAGAACAGAUCCAGAGUGCUAACAAAUGUCGCUUACGCCUGCAGGUACCUGGCAGGCCAGACAAGUCAGGGCGUCCUGUCAGUUUCAUGGUGGUCCUCAACACUCCCAACCCUCUUAGUAAGAUCUCCUGGGUCAAUCGUCUGCACUUGGCCAAGAUUGCACUACGAGAGGAGAAUUCACCAGGCUGGUUGUGUGGAGAGGAUGAAGGGAAGACAAUGGCUCCGUUUUGGUGUCCACUGCUUGCCUGUCACAUGCCUGUCUUUGCCACAAAGUUGCCUGAGAGAAAGCUUGGGGCUGCCCUCCACAACCCUGUUCACUGUGCAUUGUUGGGCUUCUCUGCAGCGAGCACCUCUUUACCUCAAGGCUACCUCUGGGUGGCUGGCGGAGAAGAAGGUUCUCAGGGGCAGAUAGAGAUAUUUUCCCUCAACAGGCCCAUGCCGAGGGCUGUGAAGAGCCUGCAGGUCAGCUCUGCUGUCCGAUGUCUGGAAUAUGUGCCAGAACCUUCUCCGAAUGAGGAAGUGGAGGCUGGAGUUCAUAAGACCCCCUCAGGGAACGGUGCUAACAUUUGCGUUGGAUUAGAGGAUGGGCGCAUACUGGUCUACGGCAGUGUGGACACUGCAGCACAAUGCCUAUUGACCCUCCAUAACCCACAGGGCUGCCCUGUGCUGUGCCUGAAGCACUCCUCUCGCUUCCUGUUUGCGGGCCUGCGGAACGGGACCCUGAUGGUUUAUGGAAGAAAUGGCAGUGAUGACCUUUGGGAUCCUGAUUCCUGCAGAGGUGUAAGCCUGGGCUCAGAACCUGUGCGAACUCUGUUGGUGUUAGAUGACUCAGUGUGGGCAAGCUGUGGGAGCUCUGUCACAGUCAUGGAUAUCUCCAGCCUCACCACUCAGAAGUUUGAAGUCCAUCCAGACCCGAUGGUCAGCGUCGCACACAUGGCAUGUGCUGGAGGAGGGGUGUGGAUGGCAUUCUCAGAGGGUUCCUCCAUUCGUCUCUUCCACACUGAAACACUGGAGCUUCUGCAGGAAAUCAACAUCUCAACACGCUCAACGCUGCUGAACACCGGUCAGAAGAGCAUGCGAGUCACAAGUCUCCUAAUUUGCCAGGGGCUGUUGUGGGUGGGCACUGCCCAAGGCCUAAUUAUCACUCUUCCAGUUCCCAAACUGGAGGGCAUCCCCAAAAUAACAGGAAAGGGAAUGAUUUCUCUAAAUGCCCAUUGUGGGCCGGUGGACUUCCUGGUAGCCACAACCAGCACUCUUUCUCCUGAACUGCUGAAGAGGGAUUCUGUUGGGGAUGGCCCAGACUCUGCCUGUGGAGGUGAGGACCGCAGUGACACCUCUUCUCAGGAGUCCCUGCAACAGUCCAGCUCCUGCCAAGGAGAGGGGAAAGGCAAAGGACGAGGAGUUCUGCUGCAGUACAAGCUGCGCUCCACAUCAGGCCUACCUGGACGGCCAUUAACCGCUCUGGGCGACGAGGCGUCGGACUCCUCCCUGGAGUCUUUGGAGCACAGCGUGGAAGAUGGCUCUAUCUAUGAGCUCAGUGAUGACCCAGAAAUGUGGGUUAGGGGACGUUCUUGUGAGAGAGAUGGGAGACGCAGGGACAGGGUGAUCUCUGCAGCGGUUAUCUCUGGAGGCAAGGGCUUCCGUAGACUGAAGGAAGGAGCAGCAGCAGGUACUAGGAUAAGCGGGGAGGGUUUAGAGAAUAUUCUUAUGGUAUGGCAGCUCCCACUGACAGUUUGAUAUGGAAAAUAUAUGGCAAGGUGAUGUGUAUUUAUAGAUGUCUCCCAAGCUUAGCCUUGAAUCACUUGUUCCAUAAAUUCGAGGGAUUUGAAUAUAUGAUGAGAAGGUGCUGCCACUGUUGCAGAGCUUGACAUCUUAUGAUGUAGCCUGUGGAAUAAGGUAGUUAAGACAUGCUGUUUAUUAGAGGUACUGUCAUCCCAUAGGACACUUUGAAUGUUCAUGAUUGCGUGUCAUCAUCUUCCCAGCAGUGGCGGAGACAGCCACAGUUAAGUUCCGUGUGAUUUUUUUUUGAUGUGGUUCCUCUUCUUGGCUUUUUAAGAUUGAUAUGCCUCAAUUUAACCUCAUCAUUGCUGCGGGUGCUGUGCAACAUUUAUUUUUUGCGAGGUACUUCUCACCCAUGGACAGCAUGCCUUUGAGAGGCAGCCCUUGUUAAAUCCGUCAUGCUCUGCAGAGUUAGAGAUGGACAUCUUUUAUCUGAUCCUGUGGGAGAGAUCCCAUCUGUUUAGAGCUGAAAGCUGGGGGACUUCCACCACAUCACAAAGCACAUUAGCAUCACUUUAUUAGCUUUGUAAGGCUGUCUGUCAUCCCAUACAAUGUGAAUGUACGAUACCUUCUAUUGUGUCUCAAAAUUGAAUCUUUGCUUUCUAUUUUCUUCUUUCUUGCAACGUCUUUUGAGGAGGUUCGUGUUAGUACAGAUUGAAUGCAAAAGUGAUUUGUAAAACAAAAGUCAUGAGAGCCAAAAAUGUUAUUGCUCUACAUUACUUUAUCUGUAUUUGCUCAGUAGAAAUCCUGUAAUUAUCACAGAUUUAUUUGAGGACAGGAACAGAAACUUCUUGGUGCCACAUUUGACAGUAAUUAUUAUCUUGCCCAUGUACUGUAAAAGCCAGAUAUCAGUUUCAUUAUUCACUGUCAUCUCAGCUAGAUAAAACAAAUGUGCACACAUUGUUAUUAAUAAAUAGCUCACAUUAGCAGUAAACCCCAGUUACACAUCAAAAGCAAAACUCUAUAAACAAAUGAUGAAAUAAAAGUGCGUCUGCCAUCAGCUAUGUAUCAACAGAGGCAUUCUACCUAACACCAGUUAUUGCUUUUCAAUAAUAUACAGUAAGAUUCUGGCUAAAGCUGCUGUUACAUACAUAGGCCUGGAUCACAGUUAACAGGCACAUAUUUGUAUAUUAUCUCACAUGUAGCCUGAACACUAAUUCAUAUAAACCUUGUCCCAUCACUACUUGCUUUCCUUAUGGUUUGGUGAAUAUUUGUUAAAUAAAUAAAGUUUUUGCUUCAUAAAUUCUAAAUUCAAAACUGUAGUAACAAUGGCUGAUCUGUAAAGAUAGACUAUUGACAGCUGUCUUGCAGACAAAAUCAAGAGGUUUAUACUCAAUGCACAUUUCUCAGUGUGUUGACACAGACAGUGGAGGCCACUAUGAACACAGCUUUCUGCAUUCUGAGCAACCCAAGCGACGGUGAGGAUUAUGGCAUGUCAUUUUUCUCUGCCUCUAUUUCAGCACAGCCCUUCCACCGCACAUUGAUUCUCAUCUUAUCCCUUCAUCACAGAUGAAGCAUUAAAUUCAUGUUUAGUAUUUCCUUGAGGCACACUGUGGUUUAUUUUCUCUUUUCUUCUCCUCACAAAUGAAAUUCAAAAGCAUUUUAAACACCCUGCUUUCAGCCAGAAUCAUUCAAAAAAUAAGAUGAUGUAAGCUGUAGUUGGAUGCUGUCAUCUAAAUGUAAAUCUCAAUGUCAUGUCAAAAGUGUAGAGACUAAUUCAUGGGAGAUGCAAUGCUGCAGGAGCCACAAUGCCAUGAUGGUCACUAUAGAGGUUGUUCACUCAACCUUAACCAGAGGAUCAGUGUAUCCCUGCGUAAGUAGCCUGAUGAAAUAUACAUGACUCUUUUACAAAAGCUGUCUGAGUUGGUAUUGUUGAACGGUUUUUGCAAAGCUUGUCCACUAACAGUUGAGAUUUAAUCUCUAAAGUAUUUAUCAUCUCCUUUCAUGGUGAUGAUGUUGACUCACAUUUUAUUUGCUUACACUACAUGUGUACAGGUAUUACCCAUGCACUGAAUAUUAAUACAUUGAAUGAACAUAUUGUGCAACUAAUUAGAACUGUUACUUGUUACUGUACUAAUUCCACCUGUAUUCCUUUUUGUAAAGAGGAUUCUGCAACAGUGUUGAUGAUUUAGAUGAAACUGUAAAAGGCACAGUGUAUGCAGUUUGUGUUCCUGUAGUUUAAACAGUGAGUCUGGUUCAUUGGAGAUUGGAUAUUAUUUUUUUAGGUUUGGCUUUUGUUUCGACAUCACUAAGAGAAGUCUGGCACAAACAAAGUUUAGGGUUGGGGUUACUUCCCACACCUCUGUGUGAUUAUUUUGGUGU
Scatophagus argus is the source of this 6675-nucleotide messenger RNA. It is a transcript of the gene arhgef10la, whose product is annotated as Rho guanine nucleotide exchange factor (GEF) 10-like a. The record is from RefSeq and is a predicted model, not a curated record. The transcript is spliced from 27 exons. Gene Ontology annotation, cellular component: cytosol. Gene Ontology annotation, molecular function: guanyl-nucleotide exchange factor activity; protein binding. Gene Ontology annotation, biological process: positive regulation of stress fiber assembly; SREBP signaling pathway; actin cytoskeleton organization. NCBI's taxonomy places the organism in Eukaryota, Metazoa, Chordata, Actinopteri, Scatophagidae. The coding region runs from base 418 to 4311 and encodes 1297 amino acids.